AUGGUCGCCCCUCCGUCGUGCUGUUUCCUGCUACACAUCGCUGCCGCCUUAUGGCUUUUCUCCUUUUUUAUUUGUGCUACCGCCAGGUCGUCCAGAACUUUCUCCAUCUCCUCCUACUUCUUCUCCCUCCGCCGCCCUUUCGAUGAUUCAAACCCUACUCAAACCCUUAGUCCCUCCACCCACAUCAGAUUCUUCAUCCCCGUCUACGUCGUUUCCAAUACCGACGAUAAGCCCUCAUUCAGCACUGAGAUUUUCUUCGAUCGCGGCCUUCCUGCCCGCCCAGUCGAGAAGGAGCUGGAAAUUGAGCCCCGUGCUUCGAAUAUGCCCAUGCCCUUUGGGUUCUCUUCCGAUGAUUUUAGCUCCCUCCGUGGUCGGACCAAGGACAUUCUAAGUGUUAUUGUGGCUUUGCUCUUCGGCGUGAAUGUGAAACGUUAA
This is a messenger RNA of Neltuma alba, 435 nucleotides long. RefSeq lists its product as uncharacterized. The coding region runs from base 1 to 435 and encodes 144 amino acids. The transcript has a single exon. NCBI's taxonomy places the organism in Eukaryota, Viridiplantae, Streptophyta, Magnoliopsida, Fabales, Fabaceae. The record is from RefSeq and is a predicted model, not a curated record.